AUGGGUAACAAAGACGAGGACAGGUACCGCCAUUGUCACGCCUUAUCACGGCCAGGGUCCCCGCCAAUCGCCUUAACUCAUCGACUGGAGGAGAGGGCGAGCCCUUUGUGGGUUGCUGACGGAGUGGGUGCUUCAGGGUCGGCCUCCCGGGGGCGGACAAUUACCCAAGUUGAUGACCGGUCCUCCACUGACAGGAUAAAAAGAAAUGUGGGAUAUUGUGCAGAGGGUUACGGCAAUGGCUGGUGGUGGUCUGAAGAUGAGGGGAAAAUACAAACUGAAAAUACGUCUCCAUGGAGGAUGGGAACCAUAACUUGGUGUCCAGAUGACGAAGCACCAUCAAUAUGGACAAGAGAAACGAUCAAGAGUACAGAAAAAGAUGAAUAUGCCUCAAGAGAGACAGUCUACCCUACAUAACAGGAAGAUGUAUCGUGUAGGAGUAAAUGUUGGUUGGAUACGUCCACAUAAAUACUAAAACAGAUUGUAUUAGUGUAUUAAGAUGUUUAUCAACCGUCUACUGUAGCAGUAUUGUAUAGGACUGAGAGAAGGGCUCACUGUGUUGUGUAGGAGUGAGAGGAGGACUCAUUGAAUUACGUAGGAGUGAGGAAACAACUCUGUGUUGUGUAGGAGAGAGAAGGACUGAUUGUGCUAUGUCGGAGUGAGGAAAGGACUCCUUGUGAUGUACAAAAUAUUGAUCAACAAUGUCAUAACAUUGCUGAUUUUAACAUUAUCAUUUUGUACAGUAUUUUAAUUUCAUAACAGAAUAUUUAACUAGUUCAACAAUUUACUUUAUUUUCAGUAAGUAAUAGUAUUACAUCUUUACAACUUCUUUGUAAACAAGGAGUUUUUCCUUUGUGGACAAACUUUAGUAAUUGUAUAAUUUUUGUACUGUAUACCUGUAUAUUGUUCACGUUAGAAAUAGUUAUUUUCUGCGGCAGUGUGUCACUGCAAGUGGCCGUGUGAGGGCCCCCCAGGGUGUAUGAGAGGCCGGCAGGGGCUGUGUGUUGCUCAUAGAAAGUUGUAUAAGGAAUUUAAGGACUAUGUAUGGCGGUCAGGGGCUUUCUGAUGCCAUUAGAGGCUACUUACGGCCACUACGGGCCACGUAUGGCCACUAGGGGCUACAUACAGCCACUAGGGGCUACGUACGGCCACUAGGGGCUACGUACGGUCACUAGGGGCUACGUACGGCCACUAGGGGCUACGUACGGUCACUAAGGGCUAAGUAAAUCGACUAGGGGCUGUUUGUGGCAACUUUGGGAUGUGUGAGGCUCUUUGAGAGCUACUUGUGGCUCUGAGGGGGCUCAUUGAUGCUCCAAGGGGGCUUGUGACGAUGCCAGGACCUAUGGGAGACUACCAGGGGCUGGAGACUAUAUAUAAGAUCCCCAUGGUCUGUGAGAGUCUACCAAGGGCUGUUAUGAGUUUGCUAGUUGUGAAGAGCCACACAGUUUUUAACAAUGACAGCCUCUGGUGGCAUUAACAACCAUUGCAACUGUUUGUAAUAACUCAAUUGU
Molecule: messenger RNA, 1508 nt
Organism: Homarus americanus (American lobster)
Lineage: Eukaryota; Metazoa; Arthropoda; Malacostraca; Decapoda; Nephropidae
Exons: 4
Coding region: 1-414 (137 amino acids)
Source: RefSeq, a predicted model, not a curated record